UUGUCAUGUAGGUCCUGUUGGACAACCACCACCACCGCCACCACGAGGAGGGUUCCCUUCCAGCUUCCUCGGGGGAACACCUGCACGCUUCCCAAAUGGUUCGCUCCCAUGGCGCCAAGCUCCUCCAUUUGCUCGCUCGCCGUUCCCUCUCCUCCAGCCUCUUCAACGCCUCCCCUCCCCCCUCUAUUUUCAAUUCGGUGCUCCGAGGUGAUCCUAGGAGAUUCGGUUCUGGAUCUUGGGGGAUCGCCAAUAGGAUUUCUAGCUGUUGCUCGUCUCCCUCUCAAAAUGGUAAUUUGAGGACUUGUUUUCUCCUGGGCGUUUCCAAUUCCAAUUGGGGUUCUGCAAGAUCAAUUCACGGCACCGCAACUAGGUAUGCCCCGGAUUAUUAUGAAAUACUUGGUGUAAACAAGGAUGCAGGUCCUUCUGAAAUCAAGAAAGCAUACUAUGGGCUAGCAAAAAAGCUCCAUCCAGAUACUAAUAAAAGUGACCCUGAGGCUGAAAAGAAAUUUCAAGAAGUUUCAAAAGCUUAUGAGGUUUUAAAAGAUGAAGAGAAGCGACGGGUCUAUGACCAGGUUGGCCAUGAAGCUUUUGAACAGCAAGGGAACCCAGACUUUGAUUCUGCAUUUUGUGGAUUUAAUAAUCCAUUCGAGGAUCUUUUCAAUGGAGAUAUAUUCAAUAUGUUUAGGCAAAGAUUUGGUGGCCAGGAUGUGAAGGUUUCUAUUGAGCUGUCUUUCAUGGAAGCUGUCCAGGGAUGCACUAAAACAAUUACAUUUCAAGCCCCUUUAACUUGUCAAGGCUGUGGUGGAACUGGUGUACCUCCUGGGACAAAACCAGAAAAUUGUAGACGCUGUGGAGGUGCAGGGGAGACAUACACUCAAAGAGGCAUGUUUAGUAUCCGUCAAACUUGUAGUCAGUGCGGAGGAUCUGGAAAAACUGUAUCGAGCUUUUGCAAGACAUGCAAGGGUCAAAGGGUUGUAAUGGGAUCGAAAUCAGUCAAAUUGGAUAUCAUGCCAGGGGUAGAUGACGAUAAUACUAUGAAAGUGAAUAGAAGUGGUGGUGCAGAUCCUGAUGGAAACCAACCCGGAGAUCUUUAUGUGACCAUUAAGGUCCGUGAAGAUCCUGUUUUCCGACGAGAAGGUGCCGACAUCCAUGUUGAUGCUGUUUUGGGAGUCACACAGGCAAUUUUGGGAGGAACCAUCCAAGUUCCUACUCUGACAGGAGAUGUAGUCCUCAAGGUCCGUCCUGGUACCCAGCCUGGUCAGAAGGUUGUUUUGAAGAAAAAAGGGAUUAAAACUCGGGGCUCUUUCUCAUUUGGCGACCAGUAUGUGCAUUUCAACGUCAGCAUUCCAACGAAUUUAACCCAGAGAAAAAGGGAGUUGAUUGAAGAGUUCGCAAAGGAAGAGCAAGGUGAAUAUGACAAACGUACAGCAGCAGGUGCAUCUGGCUAGGAGAAAUGUCUACUCUCUUCCUUGUCACUUUGAGACUGCCUUCAGAAUGGAGAUUGAAAAGGAGUUAUUGGUCUCUGCAAUUUUGUAGCAUGAAGUGGUUCUGCUUUUGAUUACAUUAUUAACAAAUGUAAUUUGCUCAAAAUAAUCAACAUUAAUAGUUGAGGCGGAAUUUCCCUUUGCAUCAAAGGUAAGGUUACUGUAAAUAUAUAAACCGAUUAUUGUAUUUGAUACGCUAGCUAGUGGGAACAUGUAAGUUCAUUGAAUGACUAAAAUUCCUCGAGUGUACCACUGAGUUAUGAUGAUU
This is a messenger RNA of Syzygium oleosum, 1752 nucleotides long. RefSeq names its product chaperone protein dnaJ GFA2, mitochondrial. The transcript is spliced from 18 exons. Gene Ontology annotation, cellular component: cytoplasm. The coding region runs from base 96 to 1448 and encodes 450 amino acids. Gene Ontology annotation, biological process: response to heat; protein refolding. Gene Ontology annotation, molecular function: ATP binding; heat shock protein binding. Lineage: Eukaryota; Viridiplantae; Streptophyta; Magnoliopsida; Myrtales; Myrtaceae. The record is from RefSeq and is a predicted model, not a curated record.